This is a messenger RNA of Ambispora leptoticha, 1137 nucleotides long. The record is from the annotation of a GenBank genome assembly. NCBI's taxonomy places the organism in Eukaryota, Fungi, Glomeromycota, Glomeromycetes, Archaeosporales, Ambisporaceae.
ACCAGGGCUCAAGGAAUUUUUAAGAGAGAUUUCAGAAUACUAUGAACUUCAUAUAUAUACGAUGGGCACGCGUCACUACGCUGAAGCCGUAGCAAAUAUAAUAGAUCCAAACAAAGAAAUAUUCAGUGAACGUAUUUUGUCUCGUGAUGAAAGUGGAAGCAUGAUACAUAAAAACAUUCGACGAUUAUUUCCAUGCGAUGAUUCUAUGGCAGUAGUGAUUGAUGACCGAGCAGAUGUAUGGCAAUGGGCCCCAAAUGUUAUUAAAGUCAAUCCUUAUGGCUUCUUUGUCGGCAUUGGUGAUAUAAACGCGUCAUUUCUGCCCAAACAGAAUUCAUCGUUAAAUAGUUCUCCUUCGCCGGAAACUAGCAAUAAUAUCGAGAACCCGUCAACACAGGCAGAAAACACAACCAAUAAACACGAAGCUCAUUCCGAGACUUCUAAUUCUUCUGCCGCAGACAAAUCGGAUAACAGCCAAGAUAAAGAAAAUGAAAAUGCGCAGAAAUUAAAACAAGCGCAAUUGGAACAACAAUCAACGCAUAAUCGAGAAGAUCCAGUACUUAUCGACGAUGACGCAGAACUUCCAAAGCUGUUAACUAUACUGAAAGAUAUUCAUAUAAGAUAUUAUGAAGCUUUCGAAAACAAUCAACCUGCUGACGUCACGAAAAUAAUACCAGCAAUGAAAUCAGUUGUAUUACGGGGAAUAAAACUUGUGUUCACACAUGUAAUACCAACUAAACAGCCCAAGGAAAGCUCCGAUAUCUGGAAUUUGGCAUUAAGUUUCGGGGCUCAAUGCUUUGAAACAAUAUCUGAUGAAAUUACCCACCUUGUGGCUGGCGAGAGAGGAACUGAUAAGGUUAAAGAAGCGCGCAGCCGAGGAAACAUUCAAAUCGUCCGCACAGAAUGGCUUCUCGACUCUAUAAAAAAUUGGGCGCGACAACCUGAGGAACCAUAUCUUCUAGAACAAUCGAGUACAAACUCUUCGCCAAAAGAAGACUAUGAGCCCAAAAUUAGUGCUGAAGAAGUGCAACAGCAUUUUUUGGAAAUAGAUUGGGAUAGUUUUGAAAAAGAAGUCGAUGAAGAAAUUCUCGAAUCGGGUGAUACAAGUGCAGAUAGCGAAACUGAAAGCGGUAAUGAAAG